UGGUUGAGAAAGUUAGGUGUCUCCUCCCUCCACAUCUAUAUAAAUGAUGAUGCCAUUGCCAACCAGAGGAGCAAGCUCGAUCUCAAAAUCGGGAAGAAGAAGAGAGGAUGUGGAAGGAGGUGAUCAUAGUGGGUGCUGGUGCAGCGGGUCUCUCUGCAUCGGCAUGCCUCAACAAGCUCUCCAUCGACAACCUCAUCCUGGAGAAGGACGACUGCUCGGUGCCGCUGUGGCGGAAGUACUCCUACGACCGCCUCCACCUCCACCUCGCCAAGACUUUCUGCGAGUUGCCGCACCUGCCCUACCCGAAGACCGCGCCGACGUACCUCUCCAAAGACGAAUUCGUCAAGUACAUCGACGCCUACGUCCAGCAGUUCGAUCUCCGGCCUGUCUACGACCGGUGCGUCGAGACCGCGGUUUAUGACCGGGCUGCCGGCGCGUGGACCGUCCGGGCAAAGCAUACCCGGACGGGCGAGGCCGAGGAGUACCGGGCCAGGUUCCUUGUGGUGGCCACCGGAGAGAACAGUGAAGGGUAUGUUCCGGACGUGCCCGGUCUCGACGGGUUCCCGGGAGAGGUGAUGCAUUCUAGCCAGUAUAAGAACGGUGUGCCGUACAAGGACCAAGAUGUUCUGGUCGUUGGGUCGGGAAACUCCGGCAUGGAGAUUGCCCUCGAUCUCUGUAAUCACCAUGCCAGAGCGUCGCUCGUCGUUCGCGCCCCGGUUCAUAUCAUUACAAGAGAGGUGGCCAACCUGGGGCUGCAUUUGUUCAAGUACCUGCCCUACUCAACUGUGGAUUCCCUUCAAGUGCUCCACAGCAAGCUCAAGUAUGGCGACACCGCAAAGUAUGGGAUAGUUAGACCCACGGAGGGGCCGAACCAUCUCAAGGACACCACCGGCAAGUAUCCGGUCGUAGAUAUCGGCACCUUCGAUAAGAUCAAGUCCGGCGACAUUCAGGUGUAUCCAGGAGUGAAAUGCAUACGGAGCAGUGAUCUGGAGUUCGAAAAUGGAUCCACUCGCCGGUUCGACGCAAUAAUCUUUGCAACUGGGUACAAGAGCACAGUUAAGGCUUGGCUUAAGGAUGAUGAUGGCUUCUUUGAUGAAAGUGGCUUCCCUGCAGAGGGCUGGCCAAGCCAGUGGAAGGGCAACAAUGGCCUCUACUGUGUUGGCUUUUCAAGGAAGGGGUUCUAUGGAAUAGCUGAGGAUGCCAAGAACGUAGCUCAGGACAUCAGUGUGGUGCUUUCCUCUCAAAGUGUAUCAAAACCAAAACCAUGACCUGUUUGUAGCAGAUACAGAUAAUCACACAGAGAGAGAGAGAGGGAUUAUGUAUGAAUGUGCCCUGAACAAUAAUUUACCAUUUUCAUUGUUAUUAUCAUUGUUACCAUGUGGGAAGCAUGAAAUUUGUUCUUUAGGCUCCUCCUUGGGUCUCAGCAAAACGAUUGUAUCUGCCAGUGCGUUUUGUUGACUUGUACAUGCGUUUCAUGCCUUAUUUAACAGAAACCAUUAAGUUAGAUCACA
This is a messenger RNA of Nymphaea colorata (pocket water lily), 1511 nucleotides long. RefSeq names its product probable indole-3-pyruvate monooxygenase YUCCA10. NCBI's taxonomy places the organism in Eukaryota, Viridiplantae, Streptophyta, Magnoliopsida, Nymphaeales, Nymphaeaceae. The coding region runs from base 108 to 1268 and encodes 386 amino acids. The record is from RefSeq and is a predicted model, not a curated record. Gene Ontology annotation, molecular function: flavin adenine dinucleotide binding; NADP binding; monooxygenase activity. The transcript has 4 exons.